Molecule: messenger RNA, 396 nt
Organism: Danaus chrysippus (African queen)
Lineage: Eukaryota; Metazoa; Arthropoda; Insecta; Lepidoptera; Nymphalidae
Source: the annotation of a GenBank genome assembly
AUGUCUUCUCCACUUGAAAAUCUCGAAACUCAACUAGAAAUGUUUAUUGAAAAUGUUCGACAAAUUCGUAUAAUCGUAAGCGAUUUUCAACCACAGGGUCAAAGUGUACUUAAUCAAAAAAUUCAAUCAUUAGUUACUGGUCUGCAGGAAGUGGACAAAUUGAAGGCUCAAGUACAUGAUAUUCAUGUGCCCACUGAGGUAUUUGACUACAUUGACCAAGGCCGCAACCCUCAAUUGUACACAAAAGAUUGUAUAGAUAAAGCUUUGGCUAAAAACGAAGAAGUUAAGGGCAAGAUUGACUCAUACAAGAGAUUCAAAAGCCAUCUACUCUCCGAGUUGUCUAAAACCUUCCCUAAUGAGAUUGCCAAGUAUAAAGCUAUAAGGGGAGGUGAAUAA